This is a messenger RNA of Nannospalax galili (Upper Galilee mountains blind mole rat), 945 nucleotides long. RefSeq names its product olfactory receptor 10-like. Lineage: Eukaryota; Metazoa; Chordata; Mammalia; Rodentia; Spalacidae. The transcript has a single exon. Bases 1 to 945 code for a protein of 314 amino acids. Gene Ontology annotation, biological process: G protein-coupled receptor signaling pathway. The record is from RefSeq and is a predicted model, not a curated record. Gene Ontology annotation, cellular component: membrane. Gene Ontology annotation, molecular function: G protein-coupled receptor activity; olfactory receptor activity.
AUGCGAAGUUUCAACACCAGUUUGGAAGGGGGCUUCAUUUUGAUUGGCUUCUCAGAUUGGCCUCAACUAGAACGAGUCUUUUUUGUCUUCAUUUCCGUUUUCUACUUUCUAAUCCUCUUUGGAAACAGCACCAUCAUCAUGGUGUCACGAAUGGAUCAUCGACUACAAACACCAAUGUACUUCUUCCUCAACAACCUCUCCUUCCUAGACCUCUGCUACACCACCAGCACUGUACCCCAGCUUCUGGUCAAUCUUUCCGGAAUUGACCAGACCAUGAGCUAUGCUGGGUGUAUGACCCAGUUAUUCAUAGUGCUUUCCCUGGGUGGAACUGAGUGCAUACUCCUGGUGGUGAUGGCGUUUGACCGCUAUGCUGCUGUGUGUCGUCCACUCCACUACAUGACCAUCAUGCACCCCCUUCUCUGCAGAGCAUUAGCCAUCCUCUCCUGGGUGGGAGGCGUUGUGAACUCUCUGGUUCAGACAGGCCUCAUCAUGACCACACCUCUCUGUAGCAUCCAUAAGCUGAACACCUUCUUCUGUGACUUGCUUGUUCUCCUGAAGCUGGCCUGCGAGGACAUAAGAGGAACAGAGGCCAAUUUGUUGGUGGCUGGAGCCAUAAUCUUGGGGUGUCCUGUAGCACUGAUUUUAGGCACUUAUGCUCACAUUGCUCAUGCUGUGCUAAAGAUCAAGUCAAUGGCUGGGCGCAGAAAGGCUUUGGGGACCUGUGGGUCCCACCUUACAGUGGUUUUCCUUUUCUAUGGCUCAGCCAUGUAUGCAUAUCUCCAGCCUGCCCACAGCUAUUCUGAGACUGAAGGCAAAUUUGUUGCCCUUUUUUAUACAAUAAUCACCCCUAUGCUCAAUCCUCUGAUUUACACCCUGAGAAACAAGGAUGUGAAAGGGGCUCUGUGGAAGGCACUAGGGAGAAGCACAGACUCAGAAGUCCAGUAA